This is a messenger RNA of Schistocerca gregaria, 1982 nucleotides long. Its product is annotated as protein Aster-A-like. Gene Ontology annotation, molecular function: sterol binding; sterol transfer activity. The record is from RefSeq and is a predicted model, not a curated record. Gene Ontology annotation, cellular component: plasma membrane; endoplasmic reticulum-plasma membrane contact site; endoplasmic reticulum membrane. Gene Ontology annotation, biological process: intracellular sterol transport. The coding region runs from base 192 to 1928 and encodes 578 amino acids. Lineage: Eukaryota; Metazoa; Arthropoda; Insecta; Orthoptera; Acrididae. The transcript has 3 exons.
UUCUAGACGAAGGGGCAGCACGGUCUAGCCAAAUUUAAAAUCUGUUGAAUGAGGUUUUUUUUUUUGUGUUGCAUGGUGUUUGGCGUUUGUUUUGUGCUUACUGGAGUAGAUAUCUAGUCUGACAACUAUUACUCGCGUUAAUCACACGUGCAUGCCUUCCUUGGGUCUAGUAAAGCCCAAGUGAAAGACUGAUGUACAAGACGGAGUCGCUAGCUGAUACGCCGAGCGUGAAGCAUUCAUUGCGAAGUGUUGUCCCAAAGCACAGGAAGGACAAAGAAUUUAAAUCUCUGUUUCAGCGGCAGAAUGACGUGCUGUUGGACGAUUAUUCGUGCGCGUACAUCGUCAGAUCACUGAUACAGCACGGGAGGCUGUACAUUUCAGACGCGAGCAUCGCCUUUUAUUCGUACAUAUUGGGUCGAAAAACUACCCUAAUCUCGUUCGACGAAAUAAUCGGCGUGUACAAAAAGAACACAGUGCUUUUGAUUCCUAAUGCUAUCGAGGUGGUGACCUACGAGAACAAGUACUACUUCGCCUCGUUCGUGUUUCGAGACCAGGCCUUCAAGCUGAUAUCAAGCACGUGGUCCAGCUACGUUGAUAGACGCACUGGCGACAGGCAGUACCGGGUGGUGCACAGCGAUAAACAGGGCGCGUGUCUGCUGUUCGAAAACAAGGACAACGCCAUGAUCCAGGUGCUGAUGGGCGACGCGGGCGGUUCAGAGAAGGUCGGAGACCACCUGUCUGGAGAGAAAGAGCCGGGCGCACUCUGCGAGGCGGAGGACGCGUUGCUGGACGAGCAGAGGGCAGUUGAAGACAGCAAGGAAACUGAGCAGACGGACAGGAUCGAAAAAAGAGAAAAUGAUAGAAAUAUUUGCAAGAAAGGCAAAGGCACUGACGACACCUAUUUGGGCGUUGACGCCAUAGAACCUCUCGUAGAAGAAAACAGGAUAGACGCCAUAACUGCCGAAACGCUAGGCGUGCCGGAAAACGCAUCGUGCUCUCAUAUGUCGGGAUCCACCAAAGAUUACAAAAACAACUUGGCAAGCAUAGACUACGAAGACAUCCCACUGACAGCGUUCUUCGAAAAAAUGUGGAUGUCAAGGGAUUUCUGGAUCGAACACGCCGAUCAAAUGAACUUCGCCAACCUGGAACUCGGCGAUUGGAAACCUUCGGACCCACAUUGCUGCCUCAUGCGAACGCUGAAAUACAAAGUCAUCCUGUCGACUCCGCUGGGCGAAAAAAACGCGGAAGUGGAGUGCCAACACUACAUGAACUGGCAGAACGGAUCGCUGGUCGUAGAAACCUUCAACGUAACCAACAACAUUCCUGUCGGAAACGCGUUCGUCGUAUGCGAAAGGUGGCAGAUGACCUCCAAAAUUAGCCAUGAAACAUCCAUCACCCACCUGGAACUCUCUAUGGGUAUUCAGUGGAAGAAAAACGUCUGGGGACUCAAAAACACCAUCAAAAGUAAAUCCAUCGAAGGCUCCUCCAACUCCUGGGAAACUGUCAAAAAACUCAUCGAGAAAACGUUCAGAUCCUUCACCGAACAGCAACCACAAGUCUUCAAAAGCCACGAAAUUUUGCCCAAUCGCCUCGUCCCACUCUCUCCUGAACUACCCUCCAUCAAAAAAAAGCCCAGACACCGACGCAACAGCAAGUCCUUCAAUUCCGGCCACUUCCUCCACGCUAUCGUCUCCUUGCCCUGCGUCUACAUUGUCCUCUUUUUCCUCUCCAUUCUCGUCUCAAUCUACCUGCUCUACAACUUCUGCUGCGCCCGCUCUUCAAGCUCGGACCUAACUUAUCAACAGCACUUCCUCCGACUCGAGCAGCAACUCCACGAUCUGGACGCGCUCGUCAGCACCGUACUAAAUCUCACCUCUUCCUCCAACGACACCAGGCGCCCGUGCGUCUGCUCCGCUCCCCCCACGUGAGCGCCUCUUCCAUCCACGUUCGCGUCUAAUAAAACCCCCUUUCACCGGCUCAAA